UCUAUUUCACAAUUUAACUGCCGAUAACAGGCAUAUAUUUACAGCGCAGUUUAGCGUCCCUGACCGCCUUUGGAUUCUGCCGACAAUAAAUAAUCUGGAGUCGACGAAAGUUGACUGCCGACACAAAUUGCUUUGUUUAUCACAACUCUAACAUACCUCUUAUCUGAGCGUGAGUAGUACCUUGAAGCCUUCGACAUGGCCGGGGGUACCACUCCGGAAGCUCUGAUCUCGCAAUUCGAGGUCGAGAGACUCCUUAACCAAGACCAGCAUGGUCGUCGCAUUUCUAUUCUAGGUACAAUUUCGGGCAAGCAGGGCAUCCUGACAGCAGAACGGGCCGUGUUCGCUACCGAAUCAGUAGAAGUCCUGCGAGCUUUCCAUGCUGCCAUAUCACGGGUGACAAACUUGGGCGACAAUGACAUUUAUCGCUGGUAUAUGGCAUCGUCUGGUGGUGAUACUGCAAGCGCCCAACCUCCGGAUCUCAAACUCAACCUUAUCUGGCCGUGCACAGAUAAGCACAUUAAGAAGUACUCCGCUCAGCUUGUGCGCAUGGUCACCGAGACCCCAGAGGUCUAUAAAAAUUACGUCAGGCCAUACAUGAGUAGACAACGAGAGGAAGGAAGGCUGAACUGGAUUUUCAACAUCCUAGAAGGAAAAACGGAACAAGAAGACGUGAUCUUGAAGGAGCCAGGCAAUAGUCCUGAAGAUGGCUUCUUGAUGCUCCCGGACCUUAAUUGGGACCGCAAGACCAUUGGAUCGCUUCAUUUACUUGCUUUAGUUCAGAGGCGAGAUAUAUGGAGUUUGCGUGACUUGAGGAAGAGUCACAUUCCUUGGCUACGAUAUUUGAGACAGAGGCUUCUGGACGCUACUGUGGAAAUGUAUCCUGAGCUUGAACAGGACCAGCUGAAACUUUACGUUCAUUAUCAACCAACUUAUUAUCACUUCCACAUUCACAUCGUUAAUGUUAUGCUGGAAGCGGGUUCAACACAAGCCACCGGAAAGGCUUUCGGACUUGAAAACAUUAUCUCUCAACUGGAAACACUUGCUGGGGGGGAUGAUGCCAGCAUGGCCGAUGUUAGUUUGACUUACUUCCUUGGGGAAGCAAAUGAACUAUGGACAACUAUUUUUGAGCCGUUGAAGCGUGGGGAGAAGCCCGUGGUGCAAUAGACAUUACACAUUUGUUCAUAUCCUUAGAAGUUAUGACACAAAAAGAGACGGGGCCUGCAAGAUUGAUUCAUGUGUUUAGACUCGUGAUGAAGGAUAUCGAACUACUCAAGAGGUCCUAAUCAAGUCAGAUAUGGUUUACUCCUCCUAGUUCCACAUAGCUCAUUAUGUUUUCUAUCAUUUUACGAGGUAACCAUUUUCUCCAAUGCGCUGUAUA
This is a messenger RNA of Paecilomyces variotii, 1378 nucleotides long. RefSeq names its product putative mRNA decapping hydrolase. The record is from RefSeq and is a predicted model, not a curated record. The transcript is spliced from 3 exons. The coding region runs from base 196 to 1164 and encodes 322 amino acids. Lineage: Eukaryota; Fungi; Ascomycota; Eurotiomycetes; Eurotiales; Thermoascaceae. Gene Ontology annotation, cellular component: nucleus; P-body. Gene Ontology annotation, molecular function: RNA 7-methylguanosine cap binding; hydrolase activity. Gene Ontology annotation, biological process: deadenylation-dependent decapping of nuclear-transcribed mRNA.